Molecule: messenger RNA, 2446 nt
Organism: Passer domesticus (house sparrow)
Lineage: Eukaryota; Metazoa; Chordata; Aves; Passeriformes; Passeridae
Product: tetra-peptide repeat homeobox protein 1-like
Exons: 2
Coding region: 1106-2446 (446 amino acids)
Source: RefSeq, a predicted model, not a curated record
CCUGUUUGCUGAGGGGUGUUCCCUGUCGAUUGGGGGCGUGGCCUCAUUUUGGCGGGAAUUUCCAAGAUGGACACAAGGGGGGAGGGGCUGCUUCAUUUUCCCCAAAAUCCCCCCAAUUUUCACUUUUCUACCUCAAAAUUUCACUUUUCUACCUCAAAAUUUUCCCUUUUUACCUCGAAAUUCCAUCUUUGACCCCCAAAAUUCCUCGCAAACCCCCAAAUUUCCUUCUUUUACCUCAAAAUUCCUCAUACAAACUCCAAAUUUCCUUUUUGCCUCAAAAUUUCUUCUUUUUUACACCUAAAUUUCCUUUUAACCCCAAGUUUCCCCCUUUUAACCUCAAAAUUUCCUCAUUUUUACCUCAAAAUUCUUUAUUUAACCCCAAAAUUUUGCCUUUUUACCUCAAAAUUUUCUUUUUUACCCCAAAAUUCCCCUUUUGACCCCAUAAUUUCCUUUUUUCCCUCACAAUUCCCUCUUCGACCCCAAAUUUUCCCUUUUUUACCUCAAAAUUUCCUUUUUUUACCUCAGAAUUUCCCCUUUGACCCCAAAAUUUCCCCUUUUUACCUCAAAAAUCCUCAUUUAACCCCAAAUUUCCUCUGUUUUACCUCAGAUUUUCCCUUUUUAACCCCAAAAUUCCCUCUUUGACUGCAAAAUUUCCUCUUUUUUACCUCAAAAUUCCCCCGGACCCCUCAGGAAUCCCUUCCCCGCUUUGGCCACGCCCCCUCGCAAACCACGCCCUCUCAGCGCUUCGUUACCUUAUAUGGCUCCUUAACCACGCCCACAGCGGGCGGGGCUUCCCUCAAGCCGCGCCCACCCCGCCAAACCCGUCCCGUCGCCGCUUGUGACGUCACCCCCGCGCGCCGCGCUGCCCGCAAGGCCCCGGCGCGGCGCUGCCGGUGGGGCUGCCCGCGGCGCCGCCUGUCCCGGUUCGCUCCCGGUUCCUCUCGGUUUAUCUCUCCCGGUUCUGGCUCGGUUCUGUCCCGCGGUGCUGCCUGUUCCGGUUUGGUUCCGCUUCGCUCCCGGUUCUCUCCCGGCGGCGCCGCCUGUCCCGGUUCUGUCCCGGUUCUGUCCCGGUUCUGUCCCGGUUCUGUCCCGGUUCGGUGCCGUGAUGUCGCUCUGGUCCCGGUGCCCGCUGGUCGAGGACAGCUUCAGCCGCCUGGGCUCGCAGAGCAACGUCUACGGGCUGGCGGCGCUGCCCGGCCCGCUGCCCCUCGGCUCCUGGCCCGGUCCCGGUGCCGGUUCCGCUCCCGGUGCCGGUGCCGGUUCUGACCCGGUCCGGGGCCCCGGCCCGCUGCCCCCGCGCUCCUGGCCCGCUCCUGACUCGGUUCAGGGCCCCGGUUCCUCUUCUGCUCCUGGCCCCGUUCGUGCUCCCGGUCCCGGUUCCGGUCCCGGUCCUGACCCAGCUCCCGGUCCCGCUCCCGAUUCCAUUCCUGUACCCGGUCCCGGUUCCGUUCCCGGUUCUGUUCCCGAUUCCGUUUCCGUUCCCGCUCCGGUUCCGGGUCCCAGUUCUGUUCCCGGCCCGGUUCCGGUCCCAGGUCCCGGUUCUGCUCCGGUCCUGGGUCCCGGGGCUCUGCCGGGUUCUGAUCCCGGUCCCGGUUCCAGUUCCGGUUCUGUCCUGGUUCCGGGUCCCGGUUGUGUUCCCUGUUCCAGUUCCAUUCCCGGUUCCGGUUCCAGUUCUGCUCCGGUUCCGGUCCCUGGUCCCGGGUCUGUUCCUGUUUCCGAUCCCAUUCCGGGUUCCGGUCCCGGUUCUGUUCCCUGUUUUGGUUCUGAUCCCGUUCCCGGUUCUGAUCCUGGUUCCGGUGCCGGUUCCGGUUCUGUCCCGGUGCCGGGUCCCGGUUCCAUUCCUCUUUCCGGUCCCAUUCCCGGUUCUGUUCCUGGCUCUGUUCCCGGUCCCGGUCCCGGUUCCGGUUCUGAUCCAGUUCCAGUCCCCGGUCCCGGUGCCCUGCCGGGUUCCGAUCCCGUUCCCGGUUCCGUUCCCGUUCCCGGUUCGGGUCCAGCCCCGGUUCCGGUGCCGGGUCCCGGCGCUCUGCUGGCGGCGGCUCUCAAGGGGAAGGUUCUGCUGUUCCGGUACCGGCAGCUGCGGCCGCGCCUGCGGCCCCUGGCCCGGGAACUGCAGUUCACCUACAUCCCCGGUACCGGCAGCGGGAACCGGGACCGGAACCGCAACCGGAACCGCAACGGGGGGUUGGGGGGGUUUGGGGAUUUUUUGGGAAUUAUUUUGAUUUUUUUCGGGAUUUUUUUUGGGGAUUAUUUUGAUUUUUUGGGGAUUUUUUUUGGGGAUUAUUUUGAUUUUUUCGGGAUUUUUUCGGGAUUUUUUUUGGGAAUUAUUUUGAUUUUUAGGGGAUUUUUGGGGGGUUUUUUGAGGGUUCUUUGGGUUACAUCCCCGGUACCGGGAACGGGACCAGAACUGGGGCUGGGGGGUUUGGGGGAUUUUUUGGGGGGUUUGUGA